GAUCGUCCUUCCCCCCACCGCCGCUUUUUUUUUUUUAAACUUGUAGCAGAAGUGCGGAUGUGAGUUGCAUAUUGAUACGGAACAGGCCGCCAGUUUUUUUCAGCAAUGCGUGCUUAGGCAAUGAUCAUUUAUUGGAGCUAUGAAUCCAGAGGAGCAGACGGUAACGUGGUUAAUAUCACUGGGAGUGCUCAGCUCGCCUAAAAAGAAUAUAGCAGACCCGGAGGAGUUUUUGAAAACAUCGCUGAAGGAUGGGGUUGUCCUCUGCAAGCUCACGGAGCGUCUCAUACCUGGCUUCACGCCCAAGUAUUGCCAGGAUCCGAGAACUGAAGCCGACUGCAUUUCCAACAUCAGAGAGUUUUUAAGAGGAUGCUCGUCCUUGAAAGUGGAGGGGUUUGAACCAGAGUGGUUAUACACUGGUGAGAACUUUGGCAAGGUCCUGACCACUUUGCUGGCAGUCAACUUUGCUACUCAAGACUGUGCUGCUGAGAGGUCAUGUUCGCAGUCCGGUGCCUCCUCUCCUAGUCAGUCGACGUCCUCACACACGCUCUCCUCUGCCAAAUCCAAAGGUUCUCUGCGUAGACAAUCCAAAUCAGUGGAGAUGUCUGAGAACGGUGGAGGUGGGCAGCUGAUGGUGAAGGCCCGCUUCAACUUCAAACAGAACAAUGAGGACGAGCUGUCGUUCAAUAAAGGUGACAUGAUCCUUGUGACGCGGCAGGAAGAGGGAGGCUGGUGGGAAGGCACACUCAACGGCAAGACGGGUUGGUUCCCCAGCAACUACGUCCGUGAGGUCAAACCCUGCGAGAAACCAGUGUCUCCUAAAGGAACUCAGCUGACAAAGAACUACUACAGCGUGGUGGUACAGGACAUCUUGGAACAUGAGCGGGAGUUUGUCAAAGAAUUACAAACAGUACUGAGUUGCUACCUACGACCCCUGCAAGCCAGCGACAAACUGAGCAGUGCAGACAGCGCCACCCUGUGUGGAAACCUGGAGGAGAUCCUCACCUUCCAGCAAGGCCUGUGUGUUUCUUUGGAGGAAUGUACUAAAGUCCCAGAGGGCCAGCAGCGAGUGGCAGGCUGCUACUUAAACAUGAUGUGUCAGAUCAAGACUCUGUACCUGGCUUACUGCUCCAGCCACCCCUCAGCUGUCUGCAUCCUCACUGACCACAGUGAGGAACUAGACAAGUUUAUGGAGAGCCAGGGAGCCAGCGUGCCAGGGAUCCUGACCCUGACCACCAGUCUCAGUAAACCCUUCAUGAGGCUGGACAAGUACCCCACACUGCUGCAGGAGCUGGAGAGACACGUGGAGGAAGCCCAUCCAGACUUUGCUGAUAUUGUAAAGGCAACAGCUGGAUUUAGGAGCCUAGUGACGCAGUGCCAGGACCUGCGGAAGCGCAAGAACCUGGAGCUCCAGAUCUUGUCAGAACCAGUGCGUGGCUGGGAGGGAGACAGCAUGAAGAGCCUGGGUCACGUGGCCUACAUGUCCCAGGUCCAUGUGAAAAAUGGGUCCAGUGAGGUGAGAGACAAAGAAAAAGAGGAGCGCUACCUAAUGCUUUUCCCUAAUGUAUUAGUAAUGCUCUCUGCCAGUCCCCGGAUGAGCGGUUUUAUUUAUCAGGGAAGACUGCCACUGACAGGCACCACAGUAACAAGACAUGUGGAAGAAGCAGACAAUGUCCACUAUGCCUUUGACAUCACAGGAAGCAUGAUCGAACGUAUUACAGUGUUCUGCAGUAGUGCCCAGGAGUUACAGGAAUGGCUCGAGCACCUUCAGCCCUUUACCAAAGGAGGCAGCCCUGCAAGCACCAUCUUAAAGACAGUAGAAGGCAAGCCGCUGAGUAUGGUCGGAACCCCCACUCACCUGUCCCACCUGGGCAGCCUCAGCGCCAUUAGUCGUGGCCCCCUUGAACCACCAAAGAUCAGCAAGCCCUGGUCCCUCAGCUGUCUGCGUCCUGCGCCUCCCCUCAAACCCUCAGCUGCAUUGGGAUACAAAGAGAGGAUGUCUUAUAUCAUGAAGGACUCCAGCAAGAGUCCGCGGCCUAUGAAGAAGUUCCUGCCAGGCAACAGGAAGAAAGAGCGGAAGCCAUCUGAUGACGAGGUUCAAACAAGGAAAAGCACGGCUGCGCUGGAGGAGGAUGCCCAGAUACUGAGGGUGAUUGAGGCGUACUGCACAGGAGCCAGCCUGCACCAGACUACCACAGCGGUGCGGAAAGAGUGUGUGCCUCAGGUGCUUCUGCCAGAGGAAGAGAAGAUCAUUGUGGAGGAGAUGAAGAGCAACGGGCAGACAGUUAUUGAGGAAAAGAGCCUGGUUGAUGCGGUGUAUGCUUUAAAGGAUGAGGUUCAUGAACUGAAAAAGGAGAAUAAGUGGAUGAAACAGUUUCUGGAGGAGGAGCAGAAGUCUCGUAAGGAGCUGGAGAGAGUGGUCAAAAAACUGACCAAGCAGAAGAAUGAUUGUACUUGGGAUGACAGCAGCCACUGAACACAUCCACACAAUCAUCCUCAUCCUAGUGCGGCUGUGUGUGUGUGUAUGGGUACAUUUAUGUAAGCAUGCUUGUGAAGGGACAGGAAGGGUGUGUGUGUGUGUGUGUGUGUGUGUGUGUGUGUGUGUGUGUGUGUGUGUGUGUGUGUGUGUGUGUGUGUGUGUUUGUUUGUUUGUUUGUUUAUCUGUCUAUGUUGUGUCUCCAUAUUUCAAUCACACAUAGCAGAGUUAGACUCCAUUUCUGACAAUGAUGCUUGGACUUUCUUCACUUCAAGUGCUGGAACUUGAUUUGACAUCAUGAUCAAAUCUAAUCUGUCUUCCUGAUCCAGCCCCAACUCAGCUAAACCAAGACUGAUGGAGUGGGAUGCUUCAAACAUAUUGCCUCUUGGCGACUGGCACUGUGAACACUCCCCAGAAAAUGGAACAAGUUUGGACAAGUAAAAAGGACAAAACAAGUCCUCCGUCGCUUCUCGUGCUUCAGCUGGAAAUAGAAAAGGAGUUCGAAGCCAUCAAGUUCAAUAGGUGUUCUCUUGCAUGCACUUCUGUCACCAAGGGGACUAUUUUCUUCUCUUCACAUCAUGUCAUCAUCAUAUUUUAUUUGUCACAAGGAAUCCCCAGUGGGAAACAAAUUUUUUGAGCUUUCCUAGGCAUGUGUGAUUGGCAUUUUUGUAACAUUCAAAACUUCAUAUCACAACUUUCCCAGCUGUUUUGUUGGCGUUUAAGCAAGUCAAACAGGUUAGCUCACCAUGCUACAUUCAGUUGUUUCCAAAUGCAGCCCUUGACUGUUUAUUUAAAAACUGCAUGAAUGUACAGUGUUUCUACAGUAUGAAUUUUGCAUCAGAAAUGUGAUAAUCACGAUAUUCAGAUAUAUAGUCCAAAGCUAUCAGGGAUGCAGCUGCAUAAUAAAAUAGAAAAGGCUUAACUAUGUAUCAUUUAUUAUACAGAGUAUGUGAAUAAUGACAAAGAUGUCACUCCUUCUCUUCUUACUAAAAUAUACUCAAAAAUAAUUUUAACAUUAAUUACAUAGCCUUGCUGUAUUUUGGAUUUUAAAAGAUCUUCUUUAUUUAUUGUUCAUCAAAGCAUUUAAUUGUGGUGUUAGCCUUAUAGAUAUAAUUUGCUGCCUUUACAUUAGCCCUGUGUGGAAUUUUAUUAAAUUACACUUAUGUGUAAAAGCAGAAAAAAUAUCCUUGUUUUGGCCAAGGGGAAAUAGACAUUUUUUUCUAAUCAUAAAAGAGGAAAAAAUGACUUAAAGAAUUGUAGAGAAGUCAGAGGCCUCUGUGGCCUUCCUGCAGAGCUGACGGAGCCAGACUGAAGAAAUAAAAAGAGAGAGAUUUAUUUGUGGGUGUAGAGUAGAGCUCAAGUGCCUCCCGAAGGGGUCGAUAAACUUAAGUGAGUUGAAGACCAGACUGGGACUAAAUGCAUGACAUAUUGGAAGUGUCACUGGUGGUUUGUUGUAAUAUUUCAACAGAAAAUGGCUCAAGCUAAAUGGGUAUAUAUAUCGGGUCUGAAAAACACACCGGGCUUUGCGUGCUAUUCAAGGUGCAGCCUCUUUCCAAGGACCCGCAGCGGUACAUUUCCUCAUGAGGUUGAGUGUGUGCACUGUCAACACUGUUAUUUACUCUCGCUGCACUGCAGAGCAGCAGUGGAUGCUAUUGAAAUGCAAUAAGUGACGGCUUUACUGACAGACCAGCGGGUUGGUCAUUGUAGAGAAAUUGCAAUAAUGAUGACAUUAACCCAUUUUAUUAACCAAAAUAGACCAGGCCAUGUGAUUCAGCCGCCACAAAGUUAGUCUACUCAUUGUAAUCUAUUUGCCUUUAUUUAAUCAAUACUUUUGAUAUUGAAUGUUAUAUAACAAGGUCCCAAUUUUCAUCACAAAUUAUCCAAAAUGUAAUAAUAACACAGUACUGUACAAUCCCUGUUUUCUUGUGCACCUUCUCACAGGGAGGUCAGAGCACUGUGUAGGGUACAAGGCAGCACCAGUUGAUCUGCAGCAGAGUCAGUGUCUUGCUCAAGGGCACUGCAGCAAAAUAAGCGCUUGCUCAGGUGCCGGAGCUGAUCUUUAAUAGUUAUUUCUGGCAGCCAGAUUCUUUCCAGCAUUACAGAGAGUCUGCUUCCUGUACAGAUGUGUAACUCUGUUUCAUCAUAUGUUAUAUAUUAAGAUCAACAUUAUUGCUGUCCCUGUAUUUUUGAAUUGUCUUUAUCACGUAUCAUAUACUGUAGUUUUCAAUUCCCAAUAGCCUCAGUAAGCGCUUACUGGUGGGAGGGGGUUGAAUUCCAGUUUCAUUUUGUUUAUCUGAAAUCACAUCUCCAGACCACUGUGUGUAUUGUUUUUUGAAAGGUUGUUCUAUGCAAUUAUUGUUGUUGCAAGUAUUGUAAUGCUUUUUUUUCUAGACACUCUGUACUUUAUGUUUGGUAUGGUCGUUCUUUUAUUAAAAAUUUAA
This is a messenger RNA of Thunnus maccoyii (southern bluefin tuna), 4914 nucleotides long. It is a transcript of the gene arhgef6, whose product is annotated as Rac/Cdc42 guanine nucleotide exchange factor (GEF) 6. Bases 140 to 2473 code for a protein of 777 amino acids. Gene Ontology annotation, molecular function: protein binding; guanyl-nucleotide exchange factor activity. The record is from RefSeq and is a predicted model, not a curated record. The transcript has 22 exons. NCBI's taxonomy places the organism in Eukaryota, Metazoa, Chordata, Actinopteri, Scombriformes, Scombridae.